AUGGCCCAGUCCAAAGCCAACGGCUCGCACUAUGCGCUGACCGCCGUCGGCCUCGGGAUGCUGGUCCUUGGGGUCAUCAUGGCCAUGUGGAACCUGGUCCCUGGGUUCAGCACUGCGGAAAAGCCGGCUGCUCAGGGGCACAAGACAGAGGUAGGAAGCGGCAUCCUUAAGAGCAAGACCUUCUCCGUGGCCUACGUGCUGGUCGGGGCCGGCGUGAUGCUGCUCCUGCUCUCCAUCUGCCUGAGCAUCCGGGACAAGAGGAAGCAGCGGCGGGGCGAGGAGCUGGCACACAUCCAGCACCCGGGGGUCGAACCACACGCCCACGAGGAGGACAGCCAGGAGGAGGAGGAGGCGGCCUCCUCACGGUACUAUGUCCCUAGCUACGAGGAAGUGAUGAACACAAACUACUCGGAAGCAAGGGACGCGGACCAGAACCCCCAGAUGAGCAUCUCUCUCCCCUCGUACGAGUCCUUGACGGGGCUGGAUGAGACGAGCCCCACCACAACCAGGGCCGACCCCAGGGAACCCCCCUCCCCCGACAGGCAGAACUCCAAGUUGUCCAAACGCCUGAAGCCUCUGAAAGGGAGAAGGAUAAAAUCCGAAAAGCUUCACCUCAAAGACUUUAGGAUCAACCUGCCGGACAGAAACGUGCCUCCUCCCUCCAUCGAGCCCUUGACACCCCCCCCACACACACACACACACAGUACGAUGAGGUCCAGGAGAAGGCCCCUGACGCCCGGCCCCCCGACUGA
Rangifer tarandus platyrhynchus (Svalbard reindeer) is the source of this 752-nucleotide messenger RNA. The record is from the annotation of a GenBank genome assembly. Lineage: Eukaryota; Metazoa; Chordata; Mammalia; Artiodactyla; Cervidae.